UCAACUGUCAUCAUCAAAAUGGGUUUUUCCUUGUUAUUUUCAUUUGUUAUUGCCGCUGGAAUAUAUAGUUAUAAUUUUUCUGAGGCUAGAGAGCCUAUAUGUUCUAAAUUUGCAUAUGAAGAACAGCUUUUAGAGAAAAUGAUUAGGACUGAAAUUAAGGUAGAAACAAUGGUGAAUGAAAUUAAGAAAACUGAGGAUAAUGUCAUCAGUACAUUAGGCGACAUUAAACAAACAUUUACUGACAUGUUUGUAGAUAUGAGAGGGAACAUAACGGAUGAAAUGUUAAAGAGAGGGGAUGAGAUAAAAAGGAGGGAAGAAUCGUUCAAGAAAUUAUUUGACGUAACAAGUAAAAACAUCACUAGUGACAUUGAGGCUCAACUUAUUCAACUGAAAGAAAAACUUGAACAACCCCCAGUCGCUUUCUACGCACAUCAUGUGAAAGAUCUGGCACUUGAUUCUACAGAUGAGAUUAUCAUAUUCGAGAAGACAUUCACUAACGAGGGAACAGGUUACGACACGUCCACAGGAAUCUUCACGGCACCUGUCGGAGGACUGUACCAGUUUGAUGUCCAUUCAUGUCCUGAUAAAGGAAAACAUACUUAUCUUGGAUUGGUGUUGGAAGGUAACGUUAUUGCAGCACAUGCUUACGAUGCUGAUAAUACCUGUGGCUGUAAUACGUUUGGAACAGUAAUAAUAGUAAAAUCUGGAGAAAAAGUUUGGGUCAAAUCAACAUGGUCAUCUUCUAAUUGCAAGCUAUUUCAACACGCACUGAGGAUGAACACAUUCAGUGGAGUUCUUGUCAAUAACUGAAUGAUACAUAAACCACUAAACAUUUCAGCUUUGAUACGUAAUGAUAAGCGGUUAAACGUGAACAUUUUAAUACAAAUUAUUUUAAUUAAUUGUUGUGACUCAUUAUAACGUCAAACAAAAAACAUUGUUGAUUAUCAUCGAUUGAUCGAUGAUGAGUCGAUAUGUUGUAAAAUAUAAAUCUUGCAAUUACGUUUUUAUUGCAUAUUGUUGAUAUUACAGGAGAUUUGUAUGAUAAAUUAGAGUAGAGUAGAGUAGAACACAAUGUAAGGAAAGUUAAUGCAAAAUAUAUUAGAGGUUUAUUUCGUGUAAAUGUAUCAUUAAGCAGUUAAAUAUUUUUAAAUCAUGUAAA
Ruditapes philippinarum (Manila clam) is the source of this 1159-nucleotide messenger RNA. RefSeq names its product complement C1q and tumor necrosis factor-related protein 9B-like. The transcript has 3 exons. Bases 19 to 810 code for a protein of 263 amino acids. NCBI's taxonomy places the organism in Eukaryota, Metazoa, Mollusca, Bivalvia, Venerida, Veneridae. Gene Ontology annotation, molecular function: protein binding. The record is from RefSeq and is a predicted model, not a curated record.